Cynocephalus volans (Philippine flying lemur) is the source of this 1619-nucleotide messenger RNA. RefSeq names its product clathrin binding box of aftiphilin containing 1 (gene CLBA1). The transcript is spliced from 5 exons. Gene Ontology annotation, biological process: intracellular transport. Gene Ontology annotation, cellular component: AP-1 adaptor complex; trans-Golgi network membrane. The coding region runs from base 17 to 1018 and encodes 333 amino acids. The record is from RefSeq and is a predicted model, not a curated record. Gene Ontology annotation, molecular function: clathrin binding. NCBI's taxonomy places the organism in Eukaryota, Metazoa, Chordata, Mammalia, Dermoptera, Cynocephalidae.
CCUGCGCGCCGCGUGCAUGUCCCCCGAGCAGCUCCCCUCCGGGGCCGUGCUGGCCCGGGGCCGCCGGGAUGCGGGGCCGGCGGGAGACGCGGGCCGGUCUCCGAGCGACCUCGCAGGGGAGGCAGGCGGGGUUUCCCUCCUCGAGGAGACCGCGGGACAGGCUGGUGAGAGUCCGGAAUGGACGGGGAUCCGCCGCGACCCUCCCGUGUCGCAUGGGAAAGCCAGCGUCCCCCAGCGCCCCCAGGGCCCGUCCCCCCGCCUCAGCCGUUGUCCCGACCCCGGGGAGCACAGCAGCGCCUGGGGGGAGUUUGAAGGCUUUCGGGAAUCUUCAGCCAAGUCUGAACAAUUCUCUCGGUCCCUUGGACUUCUGGACAGACCCGCUCCCGCCCCAGAGGAACGUGGUUCUCCGCAGCCGCAGCCGGGCGGGGUGACAGGAGCCGCCGCCCUGCCACCGUCUCAGCCCAUCCUCAGCUAUGAGAACAUUUUUAAGUUUGCUUUUCAAGAAAUAACAGUCCAACAGGCAACUGAGGAUGUUUCCACCUUAGACCAAUUCUUAGAAAUAAGAAGUGGAGAAAAAUCUGACCUUGCAUCUGUACAUAAAUUGUGUUCUGAGUCAAGAAAACUCUGGAGAGCUCUGCAGAGCACAGAUACCACCUCUGCUUCACGGCGCCUCUGGAGUGAAUCCCGCUGCCAGGAAAACUUCUUUCUUGUUCUUGGCAUAGAUACUGCUCAGAAGAUGCUUUCUGGAGGCCAGGGUCACAUUUUGGAAGGUUCCAACCUUAAAGAGCCUGAAGAACUCCUGGCUGUUGGCAGCUUCCGUCUGCACCACUGCAGAGCCCUGGUCCAGACCACACUCUCAGGGACACCCGGCAGCCGGCACGGAAGCCUGAUUACGUACAGCCUCUUUCUAAAGACCCCCUUGCACGGAAACAGGCAACACAUCACAAUUCCAAGGAAAAAGAAGAUAUUCACUCCACGUAACCUAAAAAUGAUGUUCUUUAAUAGUGAUGUUUGCUAAACACAAGAGUCCUUUGUACUGUCAUGAGGAAUUUUACAUUUUCUUACUGGUUUGGUUUGGUCCUGGAAACCAGACCUAUUCUAUGGGGCUAUCUCCCAAAUUCCAAGUCAGUUUCCUAGGAUCUGUCUCUCAAGGCCCGUCCUGUACGCCUGGCUGGUUCCAGGUCUGAGCAGGAUAAAUGGGGUGUGUCCCUCGGCAGGGCCAGCCCUCACAGGGUGGGCAGAGGCUCCUGGGUGCGCUGGCAAGCUGUCGGGCUCCAGGUGGCAGCACAGGGCACCCAGUGAAGGACGCCGGGCUUGGCUUCAUUGCCUGGGGACACCUCUCUGUGUUGGAUCAGUGGGUUCAGAAGACAGGAGACAACAUAGAAAUGUUGCCAAGGAGACACUCUUGACAGCGCCCAGGAAACCCUCCUGUUCCAUGCUCAGCCCUUGACCCUGGGCUCCACGCAAGUCCCCAGAGUCUCACAAGUAUGCUCCCGCGGGCCCUGUCCCGUAGCCUGGGGACAGGCCUUUCUCCCCCACGGUGCUGGAGCAUCUGAGGGCCAAGGGCCUCCAAGGUGGAGUCAAGCAAUCAGCACUGACUGUGUAAGCUUUCAUGAAUA